ACCUAACUAUCCAAAAUUUGCACACAACUCUUUUCUUUCUCUUCCUCUUUCUUUCUCUCUGUCUCUGCAACUCAAACUCAGAAAAACUUCAAAGAGAAAAACUUCACCUCAAACCCUAAUCAAUCAGACACUCAGAAAAACUUCAACUCAAACUCAGAAAACUUCAACUCAAAACCUAAUCAAUCAGAAACUCAUAAAUCCCCGCUUAACCUCAGUAGCUGUACGUGUGAAUCAAAAAUGGUGAAGAACAAGACCAAAAACUUUGUUCCAACUCCCAAGAAGAAGUUUAUGUCGCAAGUUAGCAAGGAAGCCAAAACUGUCCAGUCUGUCCCAUUACCAAAGAAUAAGUUGCAGAACAUUUUGAAAAAGAAGCAGAGUUCGCAGCCUUCAAAGUCUGAAAUCAAACAAACAACUCCUAACAAGAAGAAGAGUUCAGAGCUACCUGCAAUCCAAGAAUCUCCAAGUCAUUAACCAACUGAACAUGAAAAGACACCAAGACGGACAUCCCCUAGGUUUAAGAACAGGUCAGAGGAACGAGAUCAUACUACUGAAAAGAGUACUCCAACACGAUCAUCACCUAGAAAAAGGAAAGGUUUAGCUGAACAGGAAAGCGAUGCACAAUCUGAACCAGUCCAGUCCACAUCAGGAUCAUCUCAAAUUGCACGCUCCAAGGAAGUUAUUGAGAAGGAAAGGACAGUGAAGCGGAAAUUGUUCCAUUCAGGCCCAUGUCCCAAUGUGCAAAUCAGGAAUCCAAAUGAUACCUUCUCUGAUAUGGUUGAAGAAGAAGAAGAAUAUGAAUAUAAAGAGGAAGUGGAACCAGAAAAUACUGUUGCUACUGAAGAGGGGGAAGGUGAAUACAAGGAAACGGCGAAUGAUAAAGAGAAUGACAUCGCAGCAAAUGAAAAUGCAAAACGAGAUGAGGUUGUACAAGGAGAAGAGAAGAGAAAGCGUGUUCCUCGUGGCCCAACACGGAUGGCUUCACUAGGGAUAACUGAGGACAAAACAAAAAAGCCAGACAAGGCCACUGUUAUCUUUAACAGUAAAGAUCAGCCCAUUGGUGACCCUUCCGUGCAACUUGCAAGUGUGUUGGGAGUUUUAGUUAGGCGAAACAGUCCAUUAACUUUCAAGGACUGGAGAGUUAUCCCUAAAGAAGCCAAAAAUAAUGUAUGGAAGAUUUUCCAGAUGAGGUUCAUUGUUAAUGAUUUCUACAAAGAUUACUAUUAUGGGAAGAUGGGUUGUUAUCUUAAGGAGGCUAGGUCUAGGAAAGUAGGCAAGAUAUUAGUCAUUGAUGAGUUGGAAGAAGAAGAAAGAGAGAAGAGGAUAAAAGAACUUAAACCACAGAACAUGUCAGACAAUGAGUGGGAGGAUUUCGUUGAAACUGUUUGCUCGGAGGAAUUCAGAGCAAAAAGACUCAAAAUGCAGGAAAUCCGGCAGAAGCAUACCACCCCACACACGAUCAGCAGGGAGGGUUAUGCUCGUCUGGAGGAAAAAAUGCAAAAGGAGAGGAAGACUACUGAAGAGAUUGAUAGAGUUGAAUUGUGGAUAACGGGUCACAAGCAGAAGGAAGGAAAGGAACCAAAUCCAGGGGUUAUUGAGGCUUUUUUGAGGACCCAAGAGAAUUAUUAUUUCUUUGUUUAUGUGUUUGAAUGAUUUAAUUCAUAAAUAUGACUAAUUAUGUUUAACACUAAUACAGGACAAAAUUGCAAGAGCUGAAGCAGAUACUGGUGCUGGUGCUGAUGUUGGUGGAUCAUCUGUGACAGAUGAUCUUCUUGUCAAAGCUCUUGGUGAUGACAAACCAGGUCGACUCAAAGGAAUAGGGUUUGGAGCAACAAAGACAAAGAUGGUUGUCAACUCCUAUUAUAAGAAGAUCAUUAACGAGUGUCGGAAAAGUAUGAAGGAAAUGAAUGGGAGACUUAUGAUGUUAGAGGAAAGGAGCUCGAGAUGUGUCUGCUGCCACGAUGGAUCACUAUUGCAAAAGGCCAGUCCAAACUCUGGAAAUGCCAGUAACAACCAUGAUAGCGCUAACAUUGUCCGUGAAAAUGGCAGUCCAUUGAGCAGAGCAAAUGUGGUUCCACAGCCAGUGGGAGUGCCAGAGAAUAAUAGAGCUUGCAGGUUACUCAGUUGGUACACUGAGGGCGAGAUUGUGGCUGAUGCAGUUAUUGCUGAAACAGAUCCAAAGAAGUUAAUCCGUGGAAUGCCAAUAGGUUUUGGAGCUUACAAGGUAUCUGUGAUAGCUUCUCGUGUGGAUGAUGCUCUUCUCUACAGGAAAACCAAUGAGUUGAAGUGUAUCCAUGAUGCUAUAGGAACUUACAUCUCAUGGGCCAAGGAUCUGAUAUUGCUUGACUAGCCAUCUGACUUCUUAAUCUUCUUUAGGAGUGUCACUGGAUAUUUUGAAUGGUCCAAUGAUUUAGUGUUUGAAUGAUCUAAAACUGGUUAGGUGUUUGAGGGGUUUAAGUGUUUGAAUGAAUGCUGGUACAUUAUUUUUAUGGUGAAAUGGUUUAGUGUUUUAAUGAUCUUAAACCGGUACAUUUGGAUGAAUAAUGCUGGUAUAUUUGAACGCGGUCGCCAA
Messenger RNA from Papaver somniferum (opium poppy), 2569 nucleotides. RefSeq lists its product as uncharacterized. NCBI's taxonomy places the organism in Eukaryota, Viridiplantae, Streptophyta, Magnoliopsida, Ranunculales, Papaveraceae. The transcript has 10 exons. The record is from RefSeq and is a predicted model, not a curated record. Bases 772 to 1650 code for a protein of 292 amino acids.